AUGAAGCUCGAUACCAAGGCACUGCGGUAUCUUGCAUCCGAGGACUGGAACGUCCUCGCUGCUGUUGAGCGUGGGAGCCGAGACCACGAGCUCGUGCCAACAUCACUGAUUGAGAAGUAUGCUCGCGUAAAGGGCGGUGUCAACGGCGUUCACAGGUCCAUCUCGGCCCUCGCCAAAGUUGGUCUCAUAGCGCGUGUCAAGGAGGCCAAGUAUGACGGAUACCGCUUCACAUACGGUGGCUUCGACUACCUUGCCCUUCACGACCUCUCAAAACGCAAGGAGAUCUACAGCGUGGGAAGCCGCGUUGGCGUAGGAAAAGAGAGCGACAUUACGAUGGUGGCAGACCAUGAGGGCGUUCAGAAGAUUCUCAAGAUCCAUCGCCUUGGACGCAUCUCGUUCAGGUCCGUCAAGACAAACCGAGACUAUCUCAAGAACCGCCAGUCGGGAUCCUGGCAAUACCUGUCGCGACUGGCCGCCAUGAAGGAGUUUGCAUUUAUGAAGGUCCUCCGCGAAGAAGGGUUCCCGAUCCCGGAGCCUAUUGCGCAGUCAAGGCACACGGUUCUCAUGGAGUUUGUCGACUCGACUCUGAUGCGUCAAAUCUCGGCAGUGCCCGACCCGGCGACGCUGUAUGGCGACUUGAUCGACCUCAUCCUUCGAUUCGCCAAGCACGGUCUCAUUCACGGCGACUUCAACGAAUUCAACCUCCUCAUCAAGGAAGUGUCUUCCGUCGAGUUCACCGAGGCUGGCGAGGAGAAGGAGACAAUCACCCUGGUGCCCAUUGUCAUUGACUUCCCGCAGAUGGUCUCCAUGGACCACGUCAACGCCGAGAUGUACUUUGACCGCGAUGUCAACUGCAUCAAGCGCUUCUUCGAACGCAAGUUCGACUUUGUCAGCACAACGCCGGGGCCGUUCUUCAAGGAUGCGAAGAAGACGCUGGGGAGGGACGGCGUGCGGCGAUUGGACGCCGCUGCCGAAGCGUCCGGCUUCACGAAGAAGAUGGCCAAGGAUCUCGAAAAGGCGAUUCGUGAGCAGGAGACGCUCAAGGAACAGAAUGGGGGUCAAGACGAUGACGACGAUGACGACGACGAAGAUGGUGACGAAGACGAGGAGCAGGAGGGUUUUGGCAGCGAAGAGACGGAAAGCACAGCGAUAGACGCAGCCGGCAACACACUCGAGCAAGACCGGACACCAGAGACCGAAGAGGUCGACACGCAGAGGUUAUCGAAGCUGGCGAUUGCAGACGGUACGUAG
This is a messenger RNA of Verticillium alfalfae VaMs.102, 1251 nucleotides long. RefSeq names its product serine/threonine-protein kinase RIO2. The transcript has 2 exons. The record is from RefSeq and is a predicted model, not a curated record. Gene Ontology annotation, cellular component: nucleus; cytosol; preribosome, small subunit precursor. NCBI's taxonomy places the organism in Eukaryota, Fungi, Ascomycota, Sordariomycetes, Glomerellales, Plectosphaerellaceae. Gene Ontology annotation, molecular function: protein serine/threonine kinase activity; ATP binding. The coding region runs from base 1 to 1251 and encodes 416 amino acids. Gene Ontology annotation, biological process: protein phosphorylation; maturation of SSU-rRNA.